Paramuricea clavata is the source of this 204-nucleotide messenger RNA. The record is from the annotation of a GenBank genome assembly. Lineage: Eukaryota; Metazoa; Cnidaria; Anthozoa; Malacalcyonacea; Plexauridae.
CCAGGAAAUGUUCAUACGUCAUUGAAGCGACUCUCGGACGACAGUGCUGGCCAGCUGAAGUACUUUGCAUCGCGACAUGUUAUGCGGCGCGUCGGCGCGACUGAACUUAGAGGGAGACAGAUUUUGCGACAUUCUCCGGAACGCCUACAAAAUAGUCGCUAUAUAUCCUCCUCCGCAGUAAUUUUGGCUUACGCUGAUGCGAAG